UGUUUAAGUCCUGGUUUAAUUAAGGGCAGAAGUUCUGCAAUAUUUGCAUUCACAUCAUGCCAUCAUCAAUUGCAGUGAUGAUUUUGACGAUUGUAGUAUGGGUGUGCAUGUUCAUCGCUGGUAGUAAACGAGAGAAGAAAACGCGAGGUGUUGUGUGUAAAGUUUGAGUAGAAUGUUUGUGAAGGAGCAGCAUGUCUAGUCUAGAAGGAUGCAUGGUCCAUUUGUUUAUGGAGCUCAUCUCCCACCAGACCGCCGAAGCUUUCUAAAUCCCGGGCACUUACCGCGUGAGAUGAAGCCGAAGGAACCGCUGCCGCUACUAGAUGAUCUCGAUCCGCACCAUAAAGUGCGGCGAGGUCCAGCCCACGCCACCGUCCGUCCUCUAGGCACACUGACAUGGCGAAGACGAUGGUGAUCAGCCUGGGUGGCUCGCGGCGGAGGAAGCGUGGCGAGGUGCUGUUCCGGUUCGACUCCUUCUGCCAGCCCGGCUACCCGGCGCAGCUCGCCGGCGCGUUCCGUGACAACGUCAGGACGCUGCUCGGGCUGGCGCACCUGGAGGCCGCCGCCCCGGGCGAGACCAGGUGCUGGUCGUUCCAGCUCGAGCUGCACCGCCACCCGCCCACCGUCGUCAGGCUCUUCGUCGUCGAGGAGGAGGUCGCCGCCUCGCCGCACCGCCAGUGCCACCUCUGCCGUGUUGUCGGUUGGGGUCGGCACCUGAUAUGCAGCAAGAGAUUCCACUUUGUGCUGCCGAAGAGGGAGUCCUCGGUGGAAACCGAUGGCCUGUGCUACGGGGUCAGCGGCCACGGCGGCGGCACCGAGAAGGCGUCGAAGGGGACGGCGACCUCCAGGGGCCACUUACUGCACGGCAUCGUGCACCUCAACGGCUACGGCCACCUCGUCGGCAUCCAUGGCUUCGAGGGCGGCUCCGACUUCGUCUCCGGCCACCAGAUCAUGGACCUCUGGGACCGCAUAUGCUCAGCCUUGCACGUAAGGAAGGUGAGCCUUGUCGACACGGCGAGGAAAGGGCACAUGGUACUGAGGCUUCUCCACGGCGUGGCCUACGGCGACACAUGGUUCGGGCGGUGGGGCUACCGGUACGGCCGGCCGAGCUACGGCGUGGCGCUACAGGCGUACCAGCAGUCCCUCCACGCGCUCCAGUCCGUCCCGCUCUGCGUGCUCCUGCCGCACCUCAGCUGCUUCACCCAGGACCUCCCCAUGCUGGUCACCAAGUACCAGGCCAUCAGCGGCCACAAGCUGCUCAACCUCGGCGACCUCCUCCGCUUCAUGCUCGACCUGCGCACGCGCCUCCCCGCCACCUCCGUCACGGCCAUGGACUACCGCGGCAUCAUGUCCGACGCGUCCUGCCGCUGGUCCGCCAAGCGCGUCGACAUGGCGGCCCGCGCCGUCGUCGACGCGCUCCGCCGCUCCUCCUCCGACGCGCGCUGGGUCACGCGGCAGGAGGUGCGCGACGCCGCGCGCGCCUACAUCGGCGACACGGGCCUCCUCGACUUCGUCCUCAAGUCCCUCGGCAACCACAUCGUCGGCAACUACGUGGUGCGCCGCGCCAUGAACCCCGUCACCAAGGUGCUCGAGUACUGCCUUGAGGACGUGUCCAGCGUGCUGCCGGCGGCCGCGCCGGGCGCCGGCGUGGCUACUCCGGGCCAGGGCAAGAUGAGGGUGCGGUUCCACCUCACCAGGGCGCAGCUCAUGAGGGACCUCGUGCACCUGUACCGACACGUGCUCAAGGAGCCCAGCCAGGCGCUCACCACCGGCGCCUUCGGCGCGAUCCCGGUGGCGGUGAGGAUGGUCCUGGACAUCAAGCACUUCGUCAAGGACUACCACGAAGGGAUCAUGGCCGCGACCAGCAACGGCGGAAUCGGACAUGUCUACGUCAGCCUGUGCUGCACCUUGGUCGUCAGGAACGGGGGCCCGGAGCUGGUUCCGCCGUACGAGACGGUCACCGUGCCGGCGCAUGCCACCGUGGGGGAGCUCAAGUGGGAGGUGCAGAGGCUGUUCAGGGACAUGUACCUCGCUCUCAGGACAUUCACGGCAGAGUCCGUCCUGGGGAUCGGCGCCGGCCAGGAUGCCAGCGCCGUGCUCGGCCUGAUCGGCGUCGGGAGCACCGUCGUGGUUGAAGGGGUGGUCGACGAGGAGCAGCAGCAGCAGGCCGAGGACGGUGACCUGAAAAAGGAAGCGCCGGCCAUCUGCGAGGGGAGCGGCGAUGUCGGAGAGAGGGUCGUCGACUGCGUGUGUGGCGCGGACGACGACGACGGCGAGCGCAUGGCCUGCUGCGACAUCUGCGAGGCGUGGCAGCACACGCGCUGCGCCGGGGUCGCGGACGCAGAGGACGUCCCGCACGUCUUCCUCUGCAGCCGGUGCGACAACGACGUGGUCUCCUUCCCGGCCUUGAGCUGCUAGAAACGGCUCCAUCCAAGCAUGCCCAGUACACCACAAUUGUUGCUAGUACCACCUCACCAAUGAUGUUGCUGCUAAUCUGCAUGUAUUCCUAUUAACUGUUCAUAUUGCUUUUUUUUUGCGAAUACAUUUUUUUCCUGGCGUUACGAAAUUGUAAUGAGUUUUAUCGCACUAACUCAUCAAUCGUAAUAACGGUGAAU
Molecule: messenger RNA, 2612 nt
Organism: Lolium perenne
Lineage: Eukaryota; Viridiplantae; Streptophyta; Magnoliopsida; Poales; Poaceae
Product: PHD finger protein PERSISTENT TAPETAL CELL 1
Source: RefSeq, a predicted model, not a curated record